UUCUAAUCUUCUUCCGCAGUUCAACUCUUCUUCAUAUCCAUCAGAAUUCCAAUCACCAGUUCACAAAUACCAAGAAAAACCUUCUCUGAUUCACAAUGGGCAAGAAGAAGUUCAUCGACAAGAAAAAGUCCUCCACUUUCCAACUCAUUGCCCGAGACUCCUCCGAUCCCAACUACGACGACUCCCCCGGCGGCGACCGAGUCUUCGUCCAAGUCUCCGGCCGCCCCACCGACGAUUCCGACUCCAUCUUCGCCGACGCCCCUGACGACGAGGAAGGCGACCACUACUACAACCACCGCGCUUUCGGCACCUCCUCCGCUGCGGCGCCUCAGCCCCUGCCGGAGAAACUGAGGAAGGAGAUUCUGGACCUCGGGUUCCCCGACGACGGUUACAACUACCUCAACCAUUUGAGGGAGAUUAAGAACACCGGCGGUGGCUCCGCCUAUUACUCCAACCCCAAGGCCAAGCCCGAGCAGCUCCCGCAUGACGUCAAGGCGUAUGAUGCUUCGAAGUUGCGAAUUUCGGAGAAUGAGGCGCCGGAUGAGGAGGCUAUCUACAAGGUGGCGUCUAAGACUGUCAAUGUAAGGGUUCAGAGAGCUCUCGAUCCCGAAGUGCUGGCAUUGCUUGAUGAUAGCGAUGCUGCGUCGCGGUUCGGUUCUGAGGAUGAGGAUUUGGAGGAGGAUUUUGUGGUUAAGGCUAACCUUCCUGAUGGAGAGGAGGAGGAGGAAGAGGAGGAUGUGUGUGUAGGUGGUGAGCCGAGUUUGGUUGAGCAAUCGGAGAACAAGAAUGUGAGCAAUGAAGCUGGUGUGGUUUCGAGAGGAAAGAGCGGGUCUAUGGUGGAUGAUCCACGAGCUAGGAGGGAUGUGGAUGAUGAAUUUGAUAUGGUUUUAAGUCGGGAGUAUGACAAUGAUGAUGAUGACGAGGACGACGACUAUGAGGGCGGUGAUCAUGAUGAUGAAUAUUUUUACGGAGAUGAAGAGGAUAAAUCCAUUGAGGAGAAGCUCAAGAACGUCAAGCUUAAUGACUGUGUGAAGGAUGACUUUGAGCUUAAUGAGUAUGAGGUCCCGGGAGACAAUGAGGAGAUACAAAAGACGAAGCAGCUUGGGAAAAUAUAUGAGAAUGAAGAUCAAGAGGACGAGGUGGUAUUUGUAGAGGAAUCUAGUGAUGAAUCAGAAAAGUGGGACUGCGAGACUGUUAUUACUACAUAUUCAACUCUGGAGAACCAUCCUGCGAAAAUUGGAGCCCCAGAACUAAGUAGAAAGAAGAAGCAGCUUUCGGAAACUGUUUUUAAAGGCUUGGAUGCCUCCAAUAAUUUGAUAAAGCUUGGAGGGAAACAGAAGCUGCCUGUGGACUUCUUGCCUGGUAGUAGAAGACCGGCUGCUACAGAGAAGGUAGAAAAGAUGGAAGAUGUAGGUAGCUUGAAAACUGAGCAGCUGAAACGGAAGCAACAUGGUCAGGAGUCAAAAGAGGAGAAGAAAGAGCGGAAGGCGGCUGUCAAAGAGGAAAGACGGGAAGCACGGCGUGCUAAAAAAGAAUUAAAGGAACUUUACAAGGGUGAAGCGCAGCAUGCUCAGAGAAUAGCUGCUAUAUCUGGCCCUUCUUCUAAACGUCUAAUGUGAUUGUGCUGAUUAUCAAAUGGUGGGGCUUGAGAAUGCACUGGAUUUAU
Molecule: messenger RNA, 1666 nt
Organism: Argentina anserina (silverweed cinquefoil)
Lineage: Eukaryota; Viridiplantae; Streptophyta; Magnoliopsida; Rosales; Rosaceae
Exons: 5
Coding region: 96-1619 (507 amino acids)
Biological process (GO): ribosomal small subunit export from nucleus; ribosomal small subunit biogenesis
Cellular component (GO): cytosol; nucleus; preribosome, small subunit precursor
Source: RefSeq, a predicted model, not a curated record